This is a messenger RNA of Blastomyces gilchristii SLH14081, 441 nucleotides long. RefSeq names its product golgi apparatus membrane protein TVP18. Gene Ontology annotation, cellular component: Golgi membrane. The record is from RefSeq and is a predicted model, not a curated record. Bases 1 to 441 code for a protein of 146 amino acids. Lineage: Eukaryota; Fungi; Ascomycota; Eurotiomycetes; Onygenales; Ajellomycetaceae. Gene Ontology annotation, biological process: vesicle-mediated transport. The transcript is spliced from 4 exons.
AUGACACUCGCGGAGGAGUUUAAGUCGAGGAAUUUUAGCAUCUAUGGACAAUGGACUGGCGUUCUAUGCAUAAUCCUAUGUUUCGCACUAGGAAUUGCAAAUAUUUUCCAUAAAGUCAUACCAUUCAGCAUAAUUUGCCUAGCCUCGUCCUUUGUCAUAAUUUUCGUUGAAAUACCUCUUCUCUUGCGAAUUUGCCCGACGUCAUCUAAAUUCGAUGCCUUUAUCAAACGGUUCACGACGAACUACAUGCGAGCUCUGAUGUACAUCAUCCUCGCCGCUGUUCAAUGGCUGAGCUUAAUUAUAGGCCCGUCCAGCCUCAUCGCUGCUGCGGUCGUUCUCUCGAUAGCAGCCAUUUUUUAUGGGCUAGCUGGAGUUACAAACCAAGAAUUCAUGGGCAGCAAGACGCUUGGUGGUCAGGGCGUUGCGCAGAUGAUUGUGUAA